Molecule: messenger RNA, 1857 nt
Organism: Fonticula alba
Lineage: Eukaryota; Rotosphaerida; Fonticulaceae
Exons: 6
Coding region: 77-1660 (527 amino acids)
Biological process (GO): protein transport
Cellular component (GO): cytoplasm
Source: RefSeq, a predicted model, not a curated record
UCCUCGUCCUGCUCUACCCCCCCCCCCGCGACUUUUUUUUGGCCACCUUUCUCCCUCUCAUCCCGCUCUCGCCUCGAUGGACAAAGCGGCCACCUUCUCGAAAGAGCCUCCCCCGAGCUACUCGGCCGAGGACAACCCGCCACCCUACUCCCUCUCGACCGCCGGUGCUUGGUCCUCGACUGCCUCCUCACACUCCUCCCUGGCGUAUCCUCCGCCGCCGGCGAACUUGGACCUCACCCCAGCACCCGACACGUCGCCUGCCACCUGCCCCUACCCCUUGCAGGAUCCCCACAACCCCGCGGCCUCCCCCGGCCAUCCCUCGCCACCGGUAUCAGCCCUCCCCUAUCCACCACCUGAGCCGCAGCCCCUGCCGCAGCCAUAUGUCUUUCCUCAGUACUCCCCGGGCCCCGGCCCGGCGCCCAUGAUCUCCACUGUCCCGGCGUCCCCGUCCUCGCCGAUGCUCAUGCCGCAGCCGGUCCUCCAUGCGCCAGUCCCCGUGCAGCAGGCAGCCUCGCCGGUGUCGCCCUCCGCGGCCAUGUCAGGCGGAUCCACGGUAACCACGGUGACCCACUCGUACGCCAGUGUCCAGGUGAGGAUCAUCCUCCCGAAGCUGGUGUACACCCUCGAGGAGGUGGUCAGCGGACAAAUUGAACUCAUCUGUCCGCAGAAUGUCUCGUUGGAGCGCGUGACCGCCGAGAUCUUCGGCCGCGAGUACACCUUCACGCGAGUCAUCCGGCCCAAGUCCGCUGCCCGGGGCCCCUCCAUUGCAGGGCCCCAAAACCGGGCCAACACUCUGGCUUUCUCUGAAAACCUGGUGCACUUCCACACCGGACCCAACCAUGCGGUGGACAUCCUCACCAAGGCCACCAUUACUCCAGGGACGCACUCGUACUCCUUCAGCCUUCCCACCCACAGAUGGCUCCCCUCCACCUUCUGCGCCGUGCGCGAUGAGCGUCGUCUCAGCUUUGCCGUUGCCUACUCCAUCAAGGUCCGCGUGGUGGAGAGUGCCGAGCGGAUCUUCGACUUCCAGCGCAGCAUCUGCCUCUUCCGGGCACCCAGCCCCGCCCCCCCACGGCCUUUCGUCAGCAACGACUCCUCAGAUGUCUUCUUUUCUCGAAAGAAGAUCACCUGGCAGGUCCAAAUCCCCAAGCGUACUUUCUUCCCAGGAGAGGUGGUGCCGCUCAGCAUUCGUGUUGACAAUCAGACAUCGCGCGCUGUGCGCAACAUCCACCUCUCCUUCCACCGCAUUUACCAUUGCACAUUCGUGGCCGCCGGGCACUUUGCACAGCGGACCAAAAUCUCCUUCCAGCACACUGGCAAGGCGCUCAGCAAGCAGUCCAUCACGGACCUUGCCCUGAGCUUUGUCGUCCCGCAGGAUGCCCUCCCCUCCACCCUGGGGACCCUCUUCCGCGUGUCGUAUGAGCUGCAUGUGAGCCUUGAAAUGGCCAUGACCUCAGACCCGGUGAUCAAGCUCCCGCUGGAGGUCGAUUUCAAUCCCGCGGACGCGGAUCUCAUCCAACGCCUUCCUCGGAUGUAUAUGGACUUUGAUCCGACCUUCUUCACACAGCCAUCGGUCAACACCAGCGCCCUGUUCACCUAUCCGGGACCGCAUCUGGCCAUCAAGGAUGCCGGGCGCAAGGAUACUUUCAACUGCAGCUAGGAGGGCCGCCCCGUCGCACCUAGCCGGGCCAUUUGCGCAGCCCUCCAGGGCCCGGGAAGCCACACAGGCUGGACACCCAUGCGGCGUUCAAAUGCCCACAUGCGGGUGCCACCUUGCAAUAAACACCCAAAAUCUUCACACCACACGCAUACACUCGCAUGCGCCUGGUCAGGGGAGAGAGAGAGAGGGAGCGAGGG